CGAGCACAGUUUACUUCGUCCUCUAUUUGCAUGAAACAUUACAUGUGAUCCAAUCCACGCCAUGCCAGAAAAUACUAAACGCAAGCUACUACAUGAUAACGAGCUCGUGGAAGACUCCGAACCCGAAAGGGAGGAAAAAAGGCAACAGAUGAGGAAGCAAACAAGGAAGAAGAAACGUUUGCGCCUGGACCCAUCAUGGGUUGAUAUAGAGCAAGAUGUUAUUGAGCUAACUGAUACCGAACUUGAUCCUUCCGGUCCAUCAGCUACUGUAGGUGGUCAGAGCCAGAUCGACGAACUUAGUGGCGCUUCCAGCUGUAGUCCACUGACAGAGCUGGCUUCUUCCAAGGAACUUGAAAAUGCGGACCAUUUUGUGAUUGAUACACCUCGACCUUCGCUUGUUGCUGUAAUCGCUCCUGAACAACAUAUUAAUCGCGUCAAUGUACCCAAUACAACGAACGGGCCCUAUACCACCCAGAAUAUGUCCGGUAUGAACCGCACUUCUACAUACCCCACCCCGCCUCCUAUUGCGACCCUGGAAGUGCCGCUGUCCAGCGACUCCGAGGGCGAUUCCCGCCUGACACUGUCUCGCUUUGCUUUCCGAGCGCCCCUAUCCAAACCUAAGAUCACCGACCUCGGAGGUUUGUCGUGCUGGGGUAGUACUGUCGUAGCAGACAAACUUCCAGAAUCAACCUCUGCUCCGAAAGCCAGACUGAAGCGCCCCAGUAUCCAUCGCUUCUCCAACGACUUCUCAGAUGCGCAACUUGCAUCUCUCACAACCUGCGUUAGCUGCAACUUGAAGUGGACCUCGACAAAGACUGCGAGCCAAAAAGUGAUCCAUAUCCAAAACUGCGCAAAAAAGAAGUUCCUUUCCGAUGAAACAGUUCGCAUGCUUAUAUACAAAGAGACUCAAUCAUCCUCGGACCAGAACGUUUCUCAACGGAGUGACCAAAAGGCUACAGAAGUCGGUCAAAAGUCGGCCACUUUCCUGGAAACGGUUGUCAAUGAAGGCUCCCGGACGAAGAAAGGCAGACGCCCUCAAAUCUUGGGGACCGUCAAGUCUCUCCCUGAAACACGCGGUAGUAUACUAGGAAGGGCGCGGGCCGUCCUUGAUACUUCUAUGCAGCACGGAGGCCCCGUCGUAGACGCUCAGGUGUCUAAUUCCAUCCAUGGAGGUAGAAGCGAUGUUCCCUGCACUCAAGCUUUUGGAACUAGCAUGCUUGCUCGUCGAGUAAACUCGUAUCCUCGUGCACAGUCGGGACCAGCGCUGACCCAGGCUUUCGGUGAAAGCGCCCUCGGCCACUUGCAAUCUAACUUGUGCCUCGUUGCGCGACAUGCUCAAACUUCUGGUUUCUAGCGCACUAUCGGGUCGAGUUCACCCCAAUUUGUCCUUUCAGAUGCAGAUUCCACUUCAAACUACUCUUAUACGCAUUUAAUUCCGACGAACAUCCAUGAUUGUUAUUAAAUAUCCGGCAGACUUGCAUCGCAGUCCAUCUAUGCCAAUCAGCAGCUUCUGCCUCAUAUCAGAACGUCCAUACCAGGUCAUUCCCUGUCAUCUCUCACCAUGACAACGAGCCGAGCCGGGAUUGAUCAAUUUGUGAUCAAUGAGCGCUUGAACGAUGAACGAUUUUAUGAACUGAUGGCAUUGAUGAUUGCAAAUAUUUUAAUAUCCAUUGAUUCUCGCUGUAGUUUGUAAUGGUCUGAACGUGUCUUUCCUGCCUCUAUUCAUUUCCGUGAUGCUAUUUUGUAGCACAACAAUUCUGACUAUAAUGUUGUACUAUCGCCUUACAUUUUGCCCUCAAUA
Messenger RNA from Suillus discolor, 1801 nucleotides. RefSeq lists its product as uncharacterized. The transcript is spliced from 4 exons. NCBI's taxonomy places the organism in Eukaryota, Fungi, Basidiomycota, Agaricomycetes, Boletales, Suillaceae. The record is from RefSeq and is a predicted model, not a curated record. The coding region runs from base 62 to 1354 and encodes 430 amino acids.